Ricinus communis (castor bean) is the source of this 1389-nucleotide messenger RNA. RefSeq names its product protein BASIC PENTACYSTEINE2. The transcript is spliced from 2 exons. Gene Ontology annotation, molecular function: sequence-specific DNA binding; DNA-binding transcription factor activity. The record is from RefSeq and is a predicted model, not a curated record. The coding region runs from base 177 to 1043 and encodes 288 amino acids. Gene Ontology annotation, biological process: response to ethylene. Gene Ontology annotation, cellular component: nucleus. Lineage: Eukaryota; Viridiplantae; Streptophyta; Magnoliopsida; Malpighiales; Euphorbiaceae.
UCUUUCUCUUUCUCAAAUUUCUCUAAUAAAUCUGUCUCUCUCUAUCUCUCUCUCUCAGGUUUUCUCUCUCCUCUCUCUUCUUUCUCUUUCUCUCUCCAGAAAGGGCAAAACCCUAAAGAGCCGUUUACACCCCCCAAAACCCAGGACUAAUUUCCUCCCCUGUUGUGUUGUUCGCAAUGUGUGUAGUUUUAAUGGAUGAUCCUGAGGAUACAUUGAAUAUGAAUAUUCGCAAUUGGGGCUAUUAUGAACCGAACUUUAAAGGGCAUCUCGGUCUGCAGCUCAUGUCAAGCAUGGCAGAUCGAGAUACAAAGCAUUUUCUACCUGGGCGUGAUCCUAAUGGCAUUAUGGUUGGUGCAAAUGGAGCAUUUCACCCCCGCGAUUGUGUGGUUUCCGAUGCCCCUGGCCCCAUGAACUAUAUGAGAGACAGUUGGAUAAGCCAGAGGGAGAAGCUUUUCAACAUGUUACCGCCAAAUCCUAAUUAUGCUGUUCUGCCAGAAACUUCUGGAGCUCACUCCUUGCAAGUUCUACAGCCGCCUAAUCCCUCAAGGGAUGAGAGGGCUGGCAGGAUUGAAGAGCCAAGCGUACACAAGGAAAGUAGCCAAUUGAAAAAAAGACAAAGUGGGGGUGCACCAAAAACCCCAAAAGCAAAGAAACCUAGGAAACCAAAAGAUAAUAGUAACAAUGCUGUUCAGCGCGUGAAGCCAGCUAAGAAAAGUAUGGAUGUUGUCAUAAAUGGAAUUGAUAUGGAUAUUUCUGGUAUUCCUAUUCCAGUCUGCUCAUGUACUGGAAGUCCUCAGCAGUGUUAUCGUUGGGGUUGUGGUGGAUGGCAGUCUGCUUGUUGCACCACCAAUGUAUCAGUGUAUCCCUUGCCAAUGAGUACUAAAAGGCGUGGUGCGAGGAUUGCUGGAAGGAAAAUGAGUCAGGGCGCAUUUAAGAAGGUAUUGGAGAAACUGGCUGCUGAAGGUUACAACUUUGCUAACCCAAUUGAUCUGAGGACUCACUGGGCGAAACAUGGUACCAAUAAGUUUGUCACUAUCAGGUAGGUAUACAUUGUUGGUACCGAUGGUGGGACUCCCAUUGAUUUGGUCUGCUUCAUUUGUAUAUAUCUGUGGCCUUUUGCAGAGAUCUAUCCAGUUCGUUGUAGUUCAUGAAUCUUCACAGAUAUGAUACAUGUUUUUGAUAUUUGGACAUCUACUCUCGGAAUCAUGGUUAAUUUUUUCAGUUCUGUUUGUGUUAUAAAGGGAACUAGCAACUUCUUUCCACCAGGAUGUAGGAUGUGGAUGAAAUUAAUUUUGUUUUGAUUUUUUUAUAACAUCUUGUUCUACCUUUCAAUGAAUCUUGUCAAUGAUUGACAAAAUGCUCCCUCAAUGAAAUAGCAUUUUUAUUGAA